AUGUUUUCGAAUCCUUUUUUCAAAAAUAGUGGAGCAUCUAGUCCUAAAAAUAAUGUGCAAUCAACAUAAUAAAGACCAUCAGUAUAGGAUAUAAUGAAUAAAUAUAAAUAUAAUCCUUCAGAAAGAGUAUCUCAUGUUGAUGAAUAAAUAUUAGGAAGUCUUAACGAAUCCUCAAAUGUAGUGAAUUAAUAACAAAUUAUAGUUUUUAAAUGAAUAAUCAAGACAUGAUAAGAUGUUUCUAAAUCCAAUACAACCAUAGUUUGAUUUAGAUCCACCACCAAAAAAGGAUGUAAUAGCUAGAUUAACCUUUGGAGAAGAGAACAAGAAAUUUGAAUCUCAGAAAUUACAAAAUUAGCGAUUAUUGAAUGAAAAUGAUCUCUUUGAUGAUAUGUCACACUUAAAAGAUAAAGUAUUAAGUAUCAAAUAAUCAUAAUAUUUAAGACAUGUUAGAGAGAUAUUCUGUUACUCUUAAAGCUCCAGAAUAAUAAAAUAAAAGGAACACUAUCAAACAUUAAUUAGAAUUGGAUGCCAAUCAAGUAGCCUAGGAAUAUUCAUAAAUUGUAGAUAAAUUUAACAAUCCAGAUUUAUCAGCUAUAUCAAUUGCAGAUAGUACAAUACCAGUAUACAAAGUAUAAGAUUGAAUAUGAUUCAAUUAGGAAUAAUAAUUGACUUAAAUGUUUAAUCUAGUAGAAGAAUUUCUUACAAAAUUUAAGAAUAUAUCCUAAGUUCAAUAAGAAAAAUCAUAAUUAUUACGAUCACGUAUUAAUGCAGGUGAAUCUCAAUUAUAACCUUAAUCAAAUAAAGCAAAAGAAUCAGAAAAACAAUUUACUUUUUAAUCUAAUUAAUCUAGUAAACAUUCAAGUUAAGCUGUUAAAAAUAAAGCUUAAGCACAAUUUGCUUAAUCAAUAACAGUUGGAUAAUCUAAUCUAAAUUAUUAAUAGAGUUUCUAAAAAACAAAUGGAAGUCAAUAAUAAAGUCCUACUAAAACUAGUUCAUUUUAAUCUGUCCAUAAUACUAUACCCACAUAUGAAUAAAAAUCAAUUCCUGCAUAAUAACCAAUAACACAAUUAGAUAUGACAGUUUACACUUAAUUUCCAAAAAUGGAGGAUUCAUUUUAUGAUUAGAAAUAAAUGUCAAUACAAAGAAUUAAUAUGAAAUUAUAAACUUUGAAAUAAAAAUUGCAAUAGGAAUUAUAAAAAGAGAAUAUGCCAUACACAUAAAAAAUAUUAAAUCAAAUGAUAUCCAGUUUAUAAGAAAUAAUCAAUACUCAAGAUUAUUAAUUAGUCAAAACCAUCAUAUUUAGAAUAGAAUAAGGUAUACAAUAGUUAUCAAACAAUAAGGAAGGUUCAAUUAAUCUUUAUAAAUAUAUCAACAAAGCUUUAAUAAAUUCAAAAAUGAAAACAGAUUUGUUUACUCAAAGAGCCUCUAUGCCUGUUCAUGCUCAACCUGAAUAGCGUAAUAGUUCUACUACUAUGUCUUCACUUAAUACUUACUAAACUCCAGCAAAAAUAGAAAAUGGUAACGCUAAAUUUACUCAAAAAGUGGAUAUAGAUCGCAAUUUUGAAAAAAAAGAAAGGGAUCAACGCCAUUUAGAGGAACAUAACAUUUAUUUUGAUUAAAGAUUGAGCAAUCUCAAUAAACCAGACAUUAUAAAACCUAAAUAAUAAUCAUAUGAAAAUUAAGUAAUAUCAUNUAAAUUGUAGAUAAAUUUAACAAUCCAGAUUUAUCAGCUAUAUCAAUUGCAGAUAGUACAAUACCAGUAUACAAAGUAUAAGAUUGAAUAUGAUUCAAUUAGGAAUAAUAAUUGACUUAAAUGUUUAAUCUAGUAGAAGAAUUUCUUACAAAAUUUAAGAAUAUAUCCUAAGUUCAAUAAGAAAAAUCAUAAUUAUUACGAUCACGUAUUAAUGCAGGUGAAUCUCAAUUAUAACCUUAAUCAAAUAAAGCAAAAGAAUCAGAAAAACAAUUUACUUUUUAAUCUAAUUAAUCUAGUAAACAUUCAAGUUAAGCUGUUAAAAAUAAAGCUUAAGCACAAUUUGCUUAAUCAAUAACAGUUGGAUAAUCUAAUCUAAAUUAUUAAUAGAGUUUCUAAAAAACAAAUGGAAGUCAAUAAUAAAGUCCUACUAAAACUAGUUCAUUUUAAUCUGUCCAUAAUACUAUACCCACAUAUGAAUAAAAAUCAAUUCCUGCAUAAUAACCAAUAACACAAUUAGAUAUGACAGUUUACACUUAAUUUCCAAAAAUGGAGGAUUCAUUUUAUGAUUAGAAAUAAAUGUCAAUACAAAGAAUUAAUAUGAAAUUAUAAACUUUGAAAUAAAAAUUGCAAUAGGAAUUAUAAAAAGAGAAUAUGCCAUACACAUAAAAAAUAUUAAAUCAAAUGAUAUCCAGUUUAUAAGAAAUAAUCAAUACUCAAGAUUAUUAAUUAGUCAAAACCAUCAUAUUUAGAAUAGAAUAAGGUAUACAAUAGUUAUCAAACAAUAAGGAAGGUUCAAUUAAUCUUUAUAAAUAUAUCAACAAAGCUUUAAUAAAUUCAAAAAUGAAAACAGAUUUGUUUACUCAAAGAGCCUCUAUGCCUGUUCAUGCUCAACCUGAAUAGCGUAAUAGUUCUACUACUAUGUCUUCACUUAAUACUUACUAAACUCCAGCAAAAAUAGAAAAUGGUAACGCUAAAUUUACUCAAAAAGUGGAUAUAGAUCGCAAUUUUGAAAAAAAAGAAAGGGAUCAACGCCAUUUAGAGGAACAUAACAUUUAUUUUGAUUAAAGAUUGAGCAAUCUCAAUAAACCAGACAUUAUAAAACCUAAAUAAUAAUCAUAUGAAAAUUAAGUAAUAUCAUCCAACUCUGGAUAUGAAUCUAGAGGAUCAGUAAAUUAUGAAAAGAAAUAAGAAGAUCAUAAGACAUAUUCUUAAGAUGCUCGUUUGAGUUAUUAAUUGUAAUUUGAAUCCAGACCUAGUAUUAAUAUAGAAUAGAGAUAUUCUAGCAAUGAACCAAAAAAUAUUUAUUAUGCUACUGAAUAUCAAAGGAAAACUGAAUAGAGUUCCUUUUAAGAAUUCUAAAAAUUUAAUUAUGAAAGAAGAUCUGAAGUCUAAAGACCAUCUGAAAAUGCUUUAAGAUUAUCUGAUAUGCAAAGACCAUCUGAAUAAACUAUAAAGAGAUUAUUUUUUGAUUCUGCUCUUACCUAAAAGAAUAAAUUGCCUUCCAAUCAUCCAGGUCGAAAUAUAAUGGUGUCAGAUUUAUAUGAAGAAUAUGUUAAAAUAGGUGGAGACAUGCAAAAAUUUAUAUAAUAAUAAUUUGAUCGUUGUUGA
Molecule: messenger RNA, 3301 nt
Organism: Paramecium pentaurelia
Lineage: Eukaryota; Ciliophora; Oligohymenophorea; Peniculida; Parameciidae
Source: the annotation of a GenBank genome assembly